Caretta caretta (loggerhead turtle) is the source of this 2611-nucleotide messenger RNA. NCBI's taxonomy places the organism in Eukaryota, Metazoa, Chordata, Testudines, Cheloniidae. The record is from RefSeq and is a predicted model, not a curated record.
AAGCAGUAAGUAAGACAUCAGGACCAAAGAGACAGAAGCAGCACCAACGAAGCCGCAAGGAUAAGCCCCAGCAACACAACUUCACACAUCCACUCCUAGCUGCUGCACUCAAGAUAUCGGGGUGAUUGAAGUCUCCCAUGAGAACCAGGGCCUGCAAUCUAGUAACUUCUGUUAAUUGCCUGAAGAAAGCCUCAUCCCCCUGGUCCGGUGGUCUAUAGCAGAUUUCCACAACGAUAUCACUCCUGUUGUUCAUACUUCUAAACUUAAUCCAGAGACUCAGGUUUUUCUGAAGCUUCAUACUGGAACUCUGAGCAGUCAUACUGCUCUCUUAGGGCUUGGCUAAACUUGUAAGUUACAGCGCAAGAAAGGAGCCCUCGGCGCCCGAGCUCACUACCUGUCCACACUGGUAAGGCACCUAGAGUGCUCUGUCUCGGCGGCUACAGUGCUGCUGGUAUUCCACCUCGGCAAGUGGAAUAACGUUUGCUGAGCCACUGCUGGACCACCGCGGCGCCAGUGUGGACGCCCUGGUCUCUUGUUGUGCUGUGAUCCGCCUCCAGAAGUGUCCUGCAAUGCCUGUUCUAGCCACUCUGGUCAUCACUUUGAACUCUACUGCCCAGCCCUCAGGUGACCAACCGUCAGACCCGCCCUUUAAAUUAUCUGGGAAUUUUGAAAAUCCCCUUCCUGUUUGCUCAGCCAGGCGUGGAGUGCUCUCUGCAAAUCUUUCCAGGUGACCAUGCCUCCAUGCACCAGGCGAUCCCCAGUAUGGAGCAGUGGCAAGGUGCUGGACCUCAUCAGUGUUUGUGGGGAAGAAGCUGUCCAGUCCCACCUGCUCUCCAGCCGUAGGAAUUACAGUACCUUCGAGCAGAUAUCAAGGAUGUGAUGGAAAGGGGCCAUGACCAGGACGCACUGCAGUGCAGCGUUAAAGUGAAGGAGCUGUGGAAUGCCUACUGGAAAGCCCGCAAGGCAAACUGCCACUCUGAUGCUGCCCCUGUGACCUGCCGUUUCUACAAAGAACUGGACGCGAUACUUGGGGCCGACCCCACCUCCACUCUGAGUACCACCAUGGAAACUUCAGAGCUCAGUUCGACAAGGCGGGAGGAGGAGCAGCAAAGCGGGAGUGAGGGUGCUCCAGUGGAGGAAGACACCCUGGAAUCCCUAGGUGCAUGCAGCCAGGAGCUGCUCUCAAGCCAGGAGGAAGGUAGCCAGUCGCGGCGGCCGGUGCUUGGGGAGGGACAAACACCAGAGGAGGUUCCUGAUGCAGCCUUGAGAUCUCAGCCGUUCGUGUUAUCAAUGGCCAAGAGGCUGCAAAGAAUCAGGAAGAGGCCACAUAGAAGCAAAGAGGACAUGCUACAUGAAGUCAUGUAGCAUUCAACUAAUGAAAAUAAAAUAAAGUGCAGGAGUGGCGGGAGAGUGAAAGGAGGGGUCACAGUGGGAGUGUAACCUGCCUCAACUUCAGUAGCAACGGCAAGUACUUGGUGUCCUGCGCUGAUGACCGCACUGUCCGGAUCUGGAGCACCAAAGACUUCCUGGAGCGUGAGCACCGCUGCAUGCGAGCCAAUGUGGAACUGGACCAUGCUACACUGGUCUGCUUCAGCCCAGAUUCCAGAGCCUUCAUCACCUGGCUGGCAAACGGAGAGACCAUUCGUGUAUUUAAAAUGACCAAGAAGGAGGAUGGCAACUUCACUUUCACUGCAGCCCUUGAAGACUUCCCAAAGAAGCACAAAGCCCCCAUCAUCAACAUCGGAAUUGCUGAGACAGGGAAGUUCAUCAUGACAGCUUCCAGCGACACAACCAUCCUGAUCUGGGACCUGAAGGGUGAAGUCCUGGCCAACAUCAACACUAACCAGAUGAACAAUGCCUUUGCAGCUGUAUCUCCUUGUGGGCGGUUUGUAGCAUCAUGUGGUUUCACCCCUGAUGUGAAGGUAUGGGAGGUGUGCUUUGGCAAGGGAGGAGACUUCCGGGAGGUGACCAGGGCGUUUGAGCUGAAGGGCCAUGCUGCUGGUGUGUACUUCUUCUCUUUCUCCAAUGACUCCAGACGGAUGGCGACUGUUUCGAAGGAUGGCACCUGGAAGCUGUGGGACACAGAUGUAGAAUACAAGAAGCAACAGGAUCCUUAUCUGCUCCUGACAGGGAAGUGUGAAGUGAUGGAGCCUUGUCGCAUUGCCCUGUCCCCUGAUGCUCGUGUGCUGGCCAUCUCGAGCUGCACCAGCAUCACUGUGUACAACACCCGGAGGGGAGAGAAGGAGGAACACUUUGUCAACGUCCAUGGAGAGUACAUCACGGACUUGGCCUUUGACAUUAACAGUCGCUACCUUGUGUCGUGUGGGGAUCGGGCCAUCCGGGUGUUCCACAACACAGCGGGUUACCGGGCUGUCGUGGAAGAAAUGAAAGGCAUGCUGAAAAAAGCUAUUAACGAGGCUACCAGAGAGAGACUGCAGCAGCAGAUCACAGAUGCCCAGAAUGCGCUGGAUGUUAUCUAUGCCAAGAAGGACUAAAUCCCUCUGGGACCUGGGUAUGUGCAGACUCCUCCAGGUCAGGGAGCCUCAUGCUCUGUGUGGUGGGUUUUUAAUAACUGAAUGAGUUGUAAUAAAUGAGUUUACUGACAGCCUCA